Messenger RNA from Macadamia integrifolia, 1849 nucleotides. RefSeq names its product nematode resistance protein-like HSPRO2. Gene Ontology annotation, biological process: defense response. Bases 202 to 1653 code for a protein of 483 amino acids. The record is from RefSeq and is a predicted model, not a curated record. Gene Ontology annotation, molecular function: metal ion binding; heme binding. The transcript has a single exon. NCBI's taxonomy places the organism in Eukaryota, Viridiplantae, Streptophyta, Magnoliopsida, Proteales, Proteaceae.
UUUUUUCUUCACCGCCGCGACUCGAAAAUUCCUCGUUCCCCUUUCUACACGCCUCCCUAUAUUUCCUUAUUCAAAUCUCCUCGGUCUAUAAAUAAAUCCUCUCUUUAUCUGUGCAAUUCAAAGCAAUUCAAAGCAAUCAAAUCAGUUUUAAUUAAGUAACCUACCCUUCUCUCAUCAAUUACCUGUUCCGGGUUUGGAAAUAUGGUCGAUUUGGACUGGAAAUCGAAGAUGGUAUCCUCCGAUGUGCCCAGUACUUCUCCCAAACUGUCCAAUAAGCUACGUAUCUCGGUACCAUCUCCGGUUCAGGCGGUCCAAAUUUCACCUGCUUCGUCUUCUUCCUGCUCCUUGUACGAGCACUACUUUCGUAUCCCAGAGCUCUCGAAGCUCUGGACAGCCAGAGACUUCCCCAACUGGAAGAACGAACCGCUCAUGAAACCAGCGUUGCAAGCUCUGGAAAUCACCUUUCGGCUUAUCUCGGUAGUCCAAGCCGACCCACGACCGUACGCGAAUGGGUUCCAGUGGAAGCGCCGCCUCGAGUCGUUGGCUUUGAACCAGAUCGACCUAAUCGCUCUUCUCUUUGAAGAUGGGGAAGAGACGGCGGAGACACGUGGAACUACUCCGAUCGUCGAUGUUAGCACAUCCAACGGUGUUUUGGCCAGGGAUGGGAGUUUCGUUGAGGUGUGGAAGCUCCCCGGAGCGACAACUGUUGUGAAUCGGAUCAGCGAUGGAAGCUUGCUCCCUAAGCUUAACACGUGGCAGAAAUCGGAGGACAUGGCUUCCAAGAUCCUAUUUUCCAUCGAGUGCGCGAUGCGUAGGUGUCCAUUCACGUUGGGUUUGGGCGAACCCAACCUCGCCGGAAAACCUCUACUCGAAUACGACCUCAUCUGUAGACCGUCCGAUCUCCAUACCUUAAAGAAAAGCCCGUCCGAUCAGCGGAGCCUCGACAACAACGAGAACCAUGCGCUCUUUACAAUUCAUCAGAUCUUGGAAUCGUGGAUCCGCGCGUCUCAGGAGCUUCACGCACGGAUCGUUGAACGAAUCGAUGGCCAAGAUUUUGGAAAAGCAGCGAGUGAUUGCUGGUUACUGGAGCGGAUUUGGAAGCUCUUCGCAGAGAUUGAAGACCUCCAUCUUCUGAUGGAUCCGGGAGAUUUUCUCCGUUUGAAGAACCAACUCGCGAUCAAAUCUUCGUCGGAAUCCGACGCGUUUUGCUUUAGAUCCAAAGGUUUGAUUGAAAUCACGAAAGCAUCGAAGGAUCUGAAUCACAAAGUUCCUGCAAUUUUAGCCGUGGAGGUGGAUCCAAAAGGAGGGCCUAGGAUUCAAGAAGCAGCCAUGAAGCUCUACCAUGGCCACCGAGAUGGAGACUGCGGGAGAAUUCACCUGCUACAGGCUUUACAGGCAAUCGAAUCUGCUUUGAAGAGGUUCUUCUUCUCGUAUCGACAACUCAUCAUGAUACUAAUGGGGAGCUUGGAGGUGAAGGGGAACAGAGGUAUGGUGUCUGCGGAUUCUACAGAUGCGUUGUCGCAGAUCUUCUUGGAACCCACGUAUUUUCCGAGUUUGGAUGCGGCGAAGACUUUUCUUGGGGAUUUCUUGCGUUACGAUCUUGGAACUGUAAGUGCGAAUGGAUCGAAUGGCAGAGUUCGAACAAAACAUUGAAAGAGAUACAUCCAGAAGAACAGUUUUAAAUUAAAUCAAUUCUUUGUUUAGCUGAAAUUUGUUACAAGGGGAGCAUUACCUUUAGACUAGAAGUGAAAUUUUCAUGAUGGGUAUAACAACAAAUCCUGUAAAUUUGUCUUAAAGAUGAUUUUCAGAUUAACUGAAACUGAAACAGUUUGGAAUUCUUUUCAUUCAA